ACAAGUGAGACCUAGAGCGGAUGUGUGCUAGUGACCUGCGUUGGCUUUCUGAUUUACUCUAGUAGUAAACAAUGGAGGCUCUUGCUAAAUACGAUUUUCACGCAACAGCCGAUGACGAACUAUCAUUUUCUAAAGGUAGUUUAAUUAAGAUAUUAAAGCAGGAUGAUAAGAAUUGGUACAAUGCAGAGUUUGAAGGACAAGAAGGCCUUGUUCCUAGGAACUACAUUGAAAUGGCACCUCAUGAUUGGUUCCAUGGAAAAAUAUCAAGGAAAAAGGCAGAAGACUUAUUACUGAACCAGAAAAAAGAUGGUGCUUUUCUUAUUCGUGAAAGCGAAAGCAAUCCAGGAAAGUUUUCAUUAUCAGUGAAGUAUGGUGAUGGGGUGCAGCAUUUUAAAGUGUUGAGUGAUGGGACUGGAAAGUAUUUUCUGUGGGUCGUUAAGUUCACGUCGUUGAACAAGCUUGUAGACUACCACCGAACAUUAUCAGUUAGCAGAACACAGACUAUUUGCCUCAAAGAUAUGAAUCGACAGAUGCCAAGAGUGAUGGCAAAUUUUGACUUUGAGCCGCAAGAAGAGGGAGAGCUGAAGUUCCAAAGUGGGCAAAUAAUUGAGGUAUUGGAUGACUCGGAUCAGAAUUGGUGGCGAGGCCGCCUUAACGGAGAGAUCGGGAUGUUCCCUGCACCGUUUGUCAGAAAGAUCAAAAAUUAAAAUAAAGAGAAACCUGUAAACAGUUAAAAAAUCAUAAAAAUAGUUGUCAAAGUACAACUCUAACAAUAGAGGGCAGUAUUUGUGCCUCAGCAGCUGCCUUUACAGACUUGAAUUUUUAUCAAAGAAUGUUUGCACUUAUUAUCUCUGGUUUUUCAUCCUCACAACUGUUUUACAUCAGAGAGACUUAAACGUUUUUAUUGUCACAAAUACAUCCACAGAAACAGAUGUUAAAAAUGUUUCAGCACGACACACACUGCAUUGGUAUUGGCAGCUGAUGCUACCAUGUGUCACACGUCAUGACUCUCACGGAUGGUCAUCAGCAACAAUCUCUCUCGUAUAGCAUGCACGAAAUCACCAGCCAUUGGCCGAUGCAGUGUUCUAUACUAUAUUAUUGAUCUAUACGAAUUAUUUGGUGCUUUAGAUGGCCUUAAUAUUCAUUGAGAAUCCAAUUUUCGAAAUGUAAAUAUAACUCCAAAAUAUUUUAAGGUUUAGAAAUUGUUUUCAGUGUGCAAGAAUUUGUUGUCUUUCGUAGCACCGAUCAAUAUACAGUUUAUGCUAUUAUACAGUUUAUGAACAACAUAAAGUAUAUUUUUAUUUUAGAAAAUCUAUAUUCUUAUAUUAUCUCAAAAUUUGUUGUCUUUAAAAAGUUGGUCCAGAAAAGUGAAUGUUUUUGGAGUGGAUUCAGACCAAGGGAUUAUUGUUGAUAAUCUUAGCAUUGGUAAAUUAAUUUUUUAUGAAAAUUAUUUGUACUUUAUGUAGAUUAUUAAUUAUUAAUGAGGUUUAAGAUUACAACUUGAUAAAUCCAAUGUUUAUGCAAAUUUAUCUUCCUGUAUAGAAAAAACACUCUUACGUUUGAGAUUUUGGACUGAAAACCACUUACAGUAAUUUAAUAUUAGGCCUACGUAUUCACAUUUAAAAAAAAAUUAAUAAUAGGCUUACUUAUUCACAUUAAAAAAUGGGAGUAUACAACGGAUGACUCAUACCCUAGACAAAACUCCAAAGAAGAUGUUUUUACUGUAUCUUAAUUACCCUCUUUAAGUAUAUUUAAACUGUACGUCUUUUUGCAAAAAAAAAAAAAUAUUUUUCAGUUGCAAUAAUAAUUAUUUGUUUAAAAACAUUAGGCCUACAUUUGGUAAUUACAUUUCAUUGAUCAGUUUAUUUCUGAGGCACGUUGACCAAAAAAUUUUCUGUCAAAAUCCUUAAAGUUAUAUAGUUGAAUAUGUAUAACAAUUAAAAAAUGGUUUCAAGGCAAUUCCAAACAAGAAAAUUGGAAAGAAAUUAAGUGAAACAAAAAGAGUAUUGUGUUCACUUGUUUAUGAUAUGAUUCCUUUUAAGAUAUCAUAUCUUUAAAAAAAAAAACCAAAUAAUAUAUAAAUGUAUUAUUAAGUAUUUUUAUUUUAAGCAAAACAUUUUUUUAAUUUAGUCAUGUUAUCAAUGAUUUCAGUUUGUGUCUAAGCCACUGACAAUCAAUUUAUAAAACAUUAAUAAUUGUCUUUAAUUUAAAUUCAAUGCUUGUCCGUCUAAAUCAGAUUGAUAUAUUUAGUUUUAUAGUAUUUAUGUUAAUUUAGGCAAUUCAGUUAUGUAUUUAUUUUAAGUAUAAAAUACCUGUACCACACUGCCAAAUUCACUAUUUGGAAAAAUAUAUGUAUAUACACAAGUCAGAUUAAUCGCUUUCGAAUCUAAUUUCAUUUAUUUUAAUUUUCCAUUUUACUCGCGCUUUUGAAAACUGCAUAAACAGUCGCGUCUAGUGGUUAGAUGGUUUUUUAAAAAAAUCCUACAUUAAAUUUAAAUUUAUUAAUGAAAAGCAUUCAAGAAUCGUUAUUUUUAACUAUAAUUUAAACAAAUGCCAAAAGAAACUUGUCUAAACUGGUACGUCACUUAGGCGCUCCAACAUGGCGUCGGAGGCCUCACUUUUUUCUGUACCAGGAUUGUCCGAUGAGCAAUCCAGCUAUUAAUAGUAGAGAUCAGUGGUCAAGACACGCAAACACGUGUGUUUGUGGCCGGAACAACACAUGUGCUUGUUGCACAUGCAGGUAUUCCUGGUACUGUUAACACUGGCAUUUAGGAAAAGUCAUUCUUUUAUUGAGAUGUAAACAUUUUACAUCCAGAUGUACAAUACAACUAGGAGAUGUAAGGUCUUACAUUUUUAAUUCAAAAUAUAUAUUUUAGUUAACAUAUCUCAAUAUUAAGGGCUUUAGUUUUUAUUUUUUUUUUUUUUUUACAUGGAAUCUGGCGAAAAUUUGAAACUUCUGAAAUAUACAAUUUAUUAUAACAGUUAUUAAAUCAAUAAAUUUUCACCUUUCCUCUUAUCUGUUGGUUUUUGGAGAUUUGGGCAAAUUAAGAAACAUCUGGAAUAUACAGUAAUAAGAAAUUGUUUUGAUGUCAAUAAAUGUUGAACACCUUCUUAA
Messenger RNA from Anneissia japonica, 3115 nucleotides. RefSeq names its product growth factor receptor-bound protein 2-like. Lineage: Eukaryota; Metazoa; Echinodermata; Crinoidea; Comatulida; Comatulidae. Gene Ontology annotation, molecular function: protein binding. The coding region runs from base 72 to 707 and encodes 211 amino acids. The transcript has 5 exons. The record is from RefSeq and is a predicted model, not a curated record.